This is a messenger RNA of Cokeromyces recurvatus, 1947 nucleotides long. RefSeq lists its product as uncharacterized. Gene Ontology annotation, cellular component: cytosol; plasma membrane; cytoplasm. The record is from RefSeq and is a predicted model, not a curated record. Gene Ontology annotation, molecular function: ubiquitin protein ligase binding; protein-macromolecule adaptor activity. The coding region runs from base 97 to 1569 and encodes 490 amino acids. Gene Ontology annotation, biological process: ubiquitin-dependent endocytosis. NCBI's taxonomy places the organism in Eukaryota, Fungi, Mucoromycota, Mucoromycetes, Mucorales, Mucoraceae. The transcript is spliced from 4 exons.
CAAUAAUAAAGUGUGUGAUAAAUACACUUUUCUUAUCUUAUCUUCUUUUCUUCUUCUUUUCUACUUCUUCUUCUUUCCUUUAUACAUAAAAAAAAAAUGUCCUCAAUUUUAAAAUUAAAUAUUAUAUCAGAUACAGACGUUAUAAAUACUUUUAUUGAUGGCAAUAGUAUAAUACCUAAUGAAAGUUAUGUUAUUUCUGGCAGAGUUGAAAUUGAAUUAGCACAUCCAAUACAGAUUCGUCAGCUUAUGGUAGAAUUUAAAGGGAGAAUUGAAUGUAUCAUUACUUCUUCGGAUUAUUUUCAAGAUAAUACAUAUAACACAGCGUGUAAAGAUGAAAUACCCCUUGGAAAAUGGUUUACUAUCACAUCCAAUAAUGAAUUAGGCUUUAUUGAUAAAAUAACACGAAAGGCAGCUGGUCAGAGUAAAUGUUUUAUCGAUAUUUGCCAUGAACAACUUAUUCUUCUAGACGAACCAGAGAUAUUAGACAUAGGGAAAAAGAGUUGGCCUUUUUCAUUAAAGAUUAAUAAUGUUCAUCUUUUACCACCUUCUCUUCUAACACCUCAUCAUACAAUUCAAUAUCUACUUUCUGCUAAUAUUAAAUUAAACUCAUUUCGUGAAAGAUUUAAAAUCUCUUAUUGGAAUGCUUUACAUAUCAAUAAUCGCAAAAAACUGAAGGGGGGAAAUUCAUCUCUUAUUUCACCUAUAAUAACGACUGUAUCACAAUCAUCGUCUCUUCAUCAUCACAAUAAUCGACUUCCCUUCACUGUAAUAGAAGAUACCAGUAACAACAACAACACGGUUAAUUAUUACUUAAGAAACAACAAACGACAAUUACUUCAUGUAACCAACAUGAUUCAAAUAUGUCGACAUACUUAUCCAAGUCUUUAUUCACUUUACUCUGUACCUCGAGUCCGAUAUCGUGGUUGUCGACAGGGCCGUAUCCAGUAUGAAGUAGGCUUAUCUAAAUUUACCUGCUUACAGAAAAGGGGAUUUCCUUUUGUUUGCACUUUUAAUUCAAUUAGUGAAGAUGCUAUCAUUGACACAUUAGAAUAUUAUCUUGAGCAAACUGAGAUAUAUCCGAUUCGAGCUGGGAACUUUAAUUUGAUGUCUAAAUAUUCACCUGAUUCUAUGAUAACUCGACGUCGAAGAUUCUCUCGUACUAAACAUGAUAUGAAUAAUUAUAGAAACGGAGAGGAAUUAAAAUUUAUACUGCCUUUAAAUUUACCACAUAUUGCACCACAAAUUCAAACAGAUAUUUUACAAAUCAGUCAUAAAUUACGUUUAGCUAUUAAAUUUAAAGAUAGGAAAAAAGAAAGAGAUAUGUCACUUAGUUUUGUCUUAAAUUUGGGUACAGUUCCGGGCUCAUAUUCAUCAAGCAACCAUCCUUCUUUAUCAGCGACGAACGCUAUACAUGUACGGCAUGAAUUAGUUAAUCAAUGGCCUCUAAUAACCUCAGAAGAAGAGCAACAGUCACCUUUAUGUUAUGAGGAACUUAAUAAAUUACCAAGUUAUCAAGAAGUAAUCCUUGAGGGAAGUCCCCCUUCUCCUUUCUUGGAAGAUCAUUAUUAACAUUUACAUAUUCAUUAUUCCAUUCUAUUUAAAUAUGCAUCCAUUCAUUAAACUAUAUACGCAUUACCAUAUAUAUAAAAUACGUUGAUUAAUAUCUUUAUACGUUAAGGCAUAAUUUUAAUUAAAAGUAAAAUUCACUCUUUAUUAAUUUUUAAUAUCAUAUUCUCUGCGAAAGAAAUUGACGAUUAUCAAUCAUAUAAAUCACCCAGAAUCUUAACUCUAACGUUAUCUCUCUAUCUAUCUCUAUCUCACUUUCUCUCACUUUCUCACUUUCUCAUUUUCUCUCACUUUCUCUCACUUUCUCUCUCUCUUUUUUUUUCUGUCCCUUAUAAUACAUUCACUUAACAUCUUGUUACUUUUUUCUUUACUUUACUUUAU